Molecule: messenger RNA, 2121 nt
Organism: Eimeria acervulina
Lineage: Eukaryota; Apicomplexa; Conoidasida; Eucoccidiorida; Eimeriidae
Product: U4/U6 small nuclear ribonucleoprotein, putative
Exons: 5
Coding region: 1-2121 (706 amino acids)
Biological process (GO): mRNA splicing, via spliceosome
Cellular component (GO): U4/U6 x U5 tri-snRNP complex
Molecular function (GO): U4 snRNA binding; protein binding; U6 snRNA binding
Source: RefSeq, a predicted model, not a curated record
AUGGCUGACCCUUCCAGCCGCCCUACUCCCCCCGGGGUAGGAGGGGUGAAGUCCCCUGCGGGUUCAGAGGAGAAGAAAUCUCAUUUAUACUACGGGAAAAUAACACAAACUUGUGAUGCUGCAGCAGCAGCAGUUUUGGAAGACGGCCCUAUCGGCAGCAACACCUCCCCAGCAGCAGCAGGAGCAGCAGGAACAGCAGCAACAACAGCAGCUUCAGAAGCAGCAGAAGCAGCUGUAGCUGCAGCAGAAGAAAACAACCAACAUGCAGAGAGACUGAAAGCCUUUCAAAUGCAGCAAACCGCAACAUCCUUCAAAACUGUCGCUCCUACGAUUGAUGCUGAAGUUCGAGAUGCCCUCAGACGCAUGGGAGAGCCGAUGACUUUGUUUGGCGAAGGCCCCUUUGAGCGUCGGUCGCGUCUAAAGGCGCUGCUAGCAGAAGGCCGUACUAUUCCUGAUGCUGCUGCUGCUGCUGCUGCUGCUGUCAGUACACCGCAGGUGCUGCAGCCUGCUGCACGGGUGAUAGCAGUGCGGAAGCCGCAACCUAAGGCAGAGGAGGCGGAGCAGCAGCAGCAGCAGCAGCAAGACGAAGCAGCAGCAGAAGAAGAAGAAAUUGAAGGGAUAUUCUACACAGAAGGUAGCAGCAGUUUGCUGCACAUGCGACGUCUUCUUGCUGCUGAUAGUAUUAAAGCAGCACAGCAGCGCCUACCUCAGGAGCAGCUGUACAGACAGCAUGUGAAGAAGCUGCAGCACGAGCGCUGUCUAUCUGCUCUUCCUCACAACAGCCCUAUCAUUGAUAUGCAUUUUUUUAACAAAUAUUUGCAGCAUAAACUUAGUCUUUCUGCUUCUGUCAUUGGAGAUGAGAGACCUCUCACCUGCUGCAAGUUCGCUCCUUCAUGUCCUAUUGCUGCGGAAGCAGCAGCAGCAGCAGCAGCAGCUGCUGCUGCUGCUGCUGCAGAAAGAGGUGCCGACACAGCUGCAGCAGCGGAGGAGGAAAGCAGCAGCAACCACGACCACAGCAACACCAGCAGCAGCAGCAGCAGCAGCAGCAGCAGCAGCAGUUAUUUAGGGUCGUUAAUAGCUACUGCUUCUGGAUCUGCGGAUUCGUCGAUUUGUUUGUUUGACGUCGGGCGUUUAGCGCGGGGAGGUGCUGCUUCUUCUUCUUCUCUUGCAAAUGCUUCUUUUAAAUUGUUAGUAGCCAGACUAAAGGGGCAUGAAGACAGAGUUAACCGCGUUGUCUUUCAUCCCUCUGGGCGUGUCUUGGCGUCUACUUCACACGACGAGACGUGGCGACUUUGGGAUGUCGAAUAUCAAAAAGAAAUACUGCUGCAGGAGGGUCAUUCGUGCGGUGUAUACGGCAUCUGUUUUCAUCCAGACGGCUCUUUAGCAGCAACAGCAGAUAUAUCAGGAUUAGUAAAAAUAACAGAUGUACGAGUAGGCAGAGGAGUAAUAGAUAUAGCAGGGCAUGUUAAGCAAGUAGUUGGGGUGUCUAUACACCCUAUUUGUGCAAACUGGCUAGCAACAGGGUCUCAAGAUAAUUGUGUAAAGCUGUGGGAUCUAAGAAAGACAUCAUCAGCAUCUUCUGCUGCUGCUGCAGCAGCAAAAGAGAAAGGAACGACAGCAGCAGUAUGCAAUUCAACGCCUCUUUUAACUAUUCCUGCUCAUACAAAGAUGCUGACGGAGUGCAUGUUUGAAGCUGUUAAAGGGAGGUGCCUAUACACCGCAGGAUUCGAUGGAUUAGUUAAAGUCUGGUCUUGCACAGACUUCUCUCUUCAAAAGAGUUUACCGGCACAUGACGGUAAAGUAAUGGGUAUUGAUGUCUUUAUCCCUGAUGAUUCAAACAGAAUUUGCAAACAAGAGGCCGAUGAAUCGCAUGCAGCAGCAAACAGCAACAGCAGCAACAGCAGCAACAGCAGCAACUGCAGCAGCAAAGGAGAGAGGGGUGUAGAGGAAGCAGAGAGUAUUGAUAAUAAUAUAGGCGGAGGCGAGGUUAUUGCAAGUGCAGGGUUUGAUCGCACCUGGAAGCUGUGGCAUUGCAGCGGGGUGUAUAGACAGCGAGAGACGCGGGAACUACUACUUCAAAAAUACUCCGAGGGUGCUGUUAAGGCUGCAGAAGAUAAUUAA